Molecule: messenger RNA, 1116 nt
Organism: Ramularia collo-cygni
Lineage: Eukaryota; Fungi; Ascomycota; Dothideomycetes; Mycosphaerellales; Mycosphaerellaceae
Product: related to syntaxin
Exons: 1
Coding region: 1-1116 (371 amino acids)
Cellular component (GO): intracellular membrane-bounded organelle
Molecular function (GO): phosphatidylinositol binding
Source: RefSeq, a predicted model, not a curated record
AUGUCGCCUGCACUGCAAAUCUCGAUCCCGUCAGCGUCGACAGCCACACCACUAGAUGGCAAACCAUAUACACAGUACACAAUUGUCCUCCAGCUACCACUGCGCAAGCACGAGAUCAAGAAACGCUACAACGACUUUGUUCAGCUGAACGAGACUCUGACAUCACAAUGUUCCGAGGCUCCUCCCGUACAGCUCCCAGCUAAAUCGUGGUUGCGACGAACAGUCAACAACCCAGCUCUCACCGAAGAAAGGCGACAAGGUCUGGAGAGGUAUCUUCACAGCAUAAUCGCAUCAGAUGAUGCUCGAUGGCGGAGUAGCAGUGCUUGGAGGAGCUUCCUCAACCUGCCUAGUGGUGGUGCGACCACUACAACGACCAACGGCAGGCGGCCAGGGAGCUCAAGCGCCAUUAUAGAUCCGAAUCAGUGGCUCGAUGUCCAUCGAGACUUGAAGUCACAGAUUCAGACGGCACGACAGCAGUUGAAACAGCGGGAAGCGGCGACAACGGCUCAAGCUCAGCACACACUAUCUGCAGAAGCCAAGGCUAGUCUUGUGCGAGCUGCAACUUCGAUAGCACAGCUUGAUGAUGGAUUGAAGAGUAUUACCACURCUAGCAAGGGAGACGACGCUGGAUGGGGUAGCAGUAAAAAACUGGGAGAUGGUGAGCUGAGACGGAGACGCGAUUUGAUUGGCGCCGCGAAGAAGGAAGUGGAAGGGCUGGAAGGAGUGCUGCGGAGUAUGGCUACCAAGACCGCCAGCACCUCAAGUAGUAUGAACACCAGUGCUACUGCUACCUCGGGCGACAAAGAAGCUUUAUGGAGAGGAACGUCGGCUGCAAAACCCAGUGGCCGAGUGCUUGGUGGACCUGCAAAGGAGACGGAACGCACGAGGGAACUGGACAACGCUGGUGUAUUGCAGUUGCAGAAACAAGUCAUGCAAGAACAGGAUGAAGAUGUGCUCUCCUUGGGAAAGACCGUGGCUAAACUCAAAGACAUGGGUAUCAUGAUCAACGAGGAACUGGCUAUCCAAAAUGAAAUGCUGGGGCUGGUGGAAGAGGACGUCGACAGAGUGCAAGGCAAGAUCGAUAUCGGGAGAAGACGAAUUGGAAAGAUCAGUUAG